CAACCCGGAAGCGAGGUUGUGAAAAGCGUGUGGACUGCGCGCGUGGCUGUCAUGCUCGUGUCGGCGUUGGAUUGACGCGCGCUUCAGGCAGGAAGAGACGGUGAACAUGGAGGUGAUGGAGGAGCCUGAAGGCGUGAUACCGACAUCCUGCCAGUGUGACGUGAAUGAUGCAGCAGGAGAUGACAAACUCUCGCUUGAACAUGAGAAAGGCCAUGAAGUGGUACCUGAUCCAGGUGUACCAGGGCUGAUUACGCAAAUGGAAACAGGUGUGUCUGUGCUUGGGAAUGUGAAGAAAGACACUGUGGGUCAGGAAAUCGUUUCUGAGAUCACUCCGAACCUAAACGAGGCGAUGGAGACCUGCGUCUCCGGACAGGACGGAGAUCAGCACCCUGAAACUUCCAGGAGUGUAGAGAGCGAUUCUACGGUUCUGGACGUCGUACUCGAGUCAGGAAGAGCGGAGACGACCUCAAAGCGGAAAGAGGAGAUAGAGACGAGUGUGUUUGAAGGGAACAGAGAUCAGAAGACUGUAGAGAAUGUCAUGGGGAGUCCUCUCCUUGGAGGAGGAGGAUCUCUGGCUCUACUGGGCAUGCAGUAUAGAGACGAAAGCUCAGACGAACUCUCAGAGAGUGAAUCAGACUCAUCUUCAUCUACAUCUUCCUCCUCCUCCUCUUCCUCAUCCGAACCCGUUAUCGAGCAUGAUGAUGGGCGGGAUGAAGAUAAAGACGGCGGCGCCCCUGGGAAAAAAGCAGCUUUAGUGAGAACUCAAGAUGAGCUGCUUCUUGAGGACCUUCCUGUGGUGGAAAAUUUGUCUAUCAGCAUUCCUGAAAACACAGACAUGGAACCAGUUGGAAUCAUCUCCAGCAUUGUGGAUCAGCUUGUUAUUAUCGAGUCGAAGAAGGACACCCCACCCCUGAACGAAGACAGCAUCUUAUUCAACAAGGACAGGGUGUCUAUCGGCAGGGUGUUUGAAGUAUUUGGGCCGGUGUGCCAGCCUUAUUACAUCCUGAGAUUCAACUGUCAGGAGGACAUAGACAAAAGGGACCUGAAAAUACAGGAGCCGGUGUACUUUGUCCCCACAAUCAAAGACUUUACUGAAUACAUCUUUGUAGAACAGAUCAAGCAAACUAAAGGAUCUGAUGCUUCUUGGAAAAAUGACCAAGAGCCUCCACUAGAGGCCCUGGAUUUCAGUGACGAUGAGCAGGAGAGGAUAGCCAAGCAGAAACUGAAGGCCCAGAGACGACCACAGCAGCAGAAACUAGAAGAAUCAGACUCAGAUAGUGAAUCCUCUGCCAGUAGACCGCCACCUCCUCCCAGGAGAAAACCCCGGCAGAACAGGAACUCGCAACGCGGCCGGCCUGCGCAUCAAGAGCAUCAUGGAGGAUUCCACGCUAACUAUCACGCUAAUCCUAACUUUCAACCAGACUUCAUGCGCCACCCUCCAGACCCAUACAGACCACCCUUUCAAGGUCAUGGGUACCCUCCAUUUCCACGAGCUCCACCUCCUCACCUGGGCAUAAACCCAUGGCAAUCCUGCCCUUACCCAGGACCCAUCUUCUUCCCUCCACCACCACCUCCACCACCUCCAUCAAACUGAACACAACAGUACAGGAGUAGGACAGUGCUGGACUGACUGAGAGAUGAUGUGGAAAUAAAAGCAUCAUUGUGGAUCUAGAUAUUUGUAGAAGCAAAGAUGUUUCAGUUGAGGUUUUUUUUCCCCCCCGAGUGCACACAAUCUUCAGAAAUAACUAUAACCAGUCUGUACUUUUACUUGUCGCUAUCGAUAUAAGUGCUAUAUUCGGAUUGUACAGAUACAAUGUUUUAGAUAGACAGAAUAGUAGGAAUGUGUUUUUUUUUUCACCACACACUGAACUGUUUCAGAUUAAAAGUGUGUAUUAGGACUGGAAACACACUGGAUGAAACAAAAAAGGUAUUUAAAAUAAGAUUAGGACAUGCCAUAUAGAGGUUAAAACUAAAUACUGAAACACUUUCAUAGCAGUAAACAGAUUAAACCUUUAAAAACAAUUUAAGGUACGUAAUUGGACAUUUUAAGGUCCAUUUAUAUCGUUUAUAGAGAUUUAUUCUGAAAUUUAAUUAAAUGCCCAUCACAUGUACCUUCCUAUUACAUUUCAAAAGGUUUAAUGAUUUCACUCCAGGCACAAGGAAAACUACAGAUCAUUAAGACAAUCUCUGCAUUGGGGAACUUAUCGUUUAUCUGUUUUGUUUUUUUAUUUUUUUUUAAUAAAAUAAUGAAACCUCA
This is a messenger RNA of Silurus meridionalis, 2257 nucleotides long. RefSeq names its product nuclear assembly factor 1 homolog (S. cerevisiae) (gene naf1). NCBI's taxonomy places the organism in Eukaryota, Metazoa, Chordata, Actinopteri, Siluriformes, Siluridae. Gene Ontology annotation, biological process: ribosome biogenesis; box H/ACA snoRNP assembly; pseudouridine synthesis. Gene Ontology annotation, molecular function: RNA binding. The transcript has 9 exons. The record is from RefSeq and is a predicted model, not a curated record. The coding region runs from base 107 to 1594 and encodes 495 amino acids. Gene Ontology annotation, cellular component: sno(s)RNA-containing ribonucleoprotein complex.